This is a messenger RNA of Bactrocera tryoni, 1918 nucleotides long. RefSeq names its product cytochrome P450 4d2 (gene Cyp4d2). Gene Ontology annotation, molecular function: monooxygenase activity; heme binding; iron ion binding. Bases 205 to 1758 code for a protein of 517 amino acids. The transcript has 5 exons. The record is from RefSeq and is a predicted model, not a curated record. Lineage: Eukaryota; Metazoa; Arthropoda; Insecta; Diptera; Tephritidae.
UUUUAUUUAGUUGAGCGCAUAUUUUCAAGCGAAUCGGUUGAGUUGCGGAUUUGAAACAGUUGUACCUGACUUAAAAUUAGAACUGGUUGAAAUAGUGAUUAAAUAUAUACGCAGUAUAUAUGUAUGUAUACGUUACGUUAAACGGCAACGAAAUUAUUGCAAAUCUGAGACCGUAUUGUCUAAUAAAAAUCAUAUUAAGACACAAUGUUUAUCGAAUUAUUGCUGCUACUGUUUGCUCUGCUCGUAAUCGGCGACUAUUUACUGAAGAAACGUCGCAAUGAUAUGAUACAUUACAUGCCAGGACCCAAGCCGUUGCCGGUGUUGGGUAAUGUGCUCAUGUAUCGUGAUAAAAGCCAAGCAGACAUUAUAGAUUUCAUUAUGCAGAAUCGCCAGAAGUAUGGACCAUGCUAUCGCGUAUGGCUGCUGAAUCAAUUGGCGGUAUUAUUCUCAGAUCCUGCCGACGUUGAGAUAUUACUCAGCAGUUCGAAAUAUAUUAAAAAAAGUAACUUCUAUGAUCUACUACAUCCAUGGCUCGGCACCGGUUUGCUCGUAAGCAACGGCCGUAAAUGGCAUGCGCGCCGUAAGAUCAUAACACCAACAUUUCACUUUAAAAUACUCGAGCAAUUUGUGGAAAUAUUCGAUCAACAGAGCACAGUGCUGGUGAAAAAAUUGGCACAAUAUGCUGACGGAAAAACGGUACUAAAUAUAUCGCCGCUAUUAUGUUUGAUGACAUUGGAUAUAAUUGCAGAGACUGCAAUGGGUACUAAAGUGAAUGCGCAAACGAAUCCUGAAUUUCCCUACGUAUCGGCUGUCAUAAGCGUUACAUACAUGUUCGCCAGGCGCUUCACAAACGCUUGGCAGCGCAUUGAUUGGCUUUUCCGAUUGCUCUCACGCAAAGAAGCCAAAUUAUUCUACGCCAACAUCAAGCUGAUGCACGAUUUCACAGAUCGCAUUAUUGUCGAACGUCGCGCUGCGCUGGAACAAGAGCUCAGCAUUAGCGAAGCCACACCAACCGCCAGCGACACCGAACUGGGCCUGAAACGACGUAUGGCGCUGCUGGAUGUGUUGCUGCAGUCUAGCAUUGACGGCAAACCGCUGAGCAAUAAAGAUAUACGCGAAGAGGUGGACACAUUCAUGUUCGAGGGGCACGACACCACCUCCAGCGCACUCACAUUCUGUCUGCACUUGAUCUCCAGGCAUCCCCUUGUACAGGCGAAAUUAUUUGAGGAAAUACGUAAAGUGCUGGGCGCUGACAAAGAUCGCCCAGUGACACAACGCGACCUCGGCGAACUGAAGUACAUGGAGUGUGUAAUCAAGGAGACCCUGCGUUUAUAUCCAACAGUGCCGCUAAUUGCACGCAACUUCGAGGAGGAUGUUAUUAUACGUGGCAAACCGAUACCCGCCGGCACAAAUGUUACCAUCGGCAUUUAUAUUAUGCAGCGUGAUCCGAAAUAUUUUCCCGAACCCGACGCAUUUCGACCGGAACGUUUCCUUAACGAAUCCCUUGAAGAUGGCGAGACGAAAAAUACGUACGUUUAUGUGCCCUUCAGUGCUGGACCACGCAACUGUAUUGGUCAGAAAUUUGCCAUGUUAGAAAUGAAGAGCACUUUAAGUAAAAUAUUGCGGCACUUUGAGUUGCUGCCGCUGGGCGAAGAAUUGCGGCCAACAUUGACUAUAGUAUUACGCUCCGAGAAUGGCAGUCAAAUGGGCUUGAAGCCGCGUAAUUAUGCUUCAACGAGCAGUCAAGUAGUGGAUUAAGUUUGGGUGGUUGUAAAAUUUGGGGAAAUGAAAGGUUCUUUCGAAAAAACAAAUAUCGGUUGGACGUAAUAAUCAGGAGCUUGUUUUUCAGCAGCACUUUUUAUACGGUGCUAGAAACAACUAAAUAUUAAUGCUAAUAUAUAAGAUCUAGUAAAAUAAA